CUCUCUCUCUCUCUCUCUCUCUCUCUCUCUCUCUCUCUCUCUCUCUCUCUCUCUGUGUGUGUGUGUCCAAUAUCCAAAGCUCAUCUAGCAAUAUCAAAGGAAGAAGAGAGAAUUAAUUAACCAACCUACUACAAUCAUCACUUGUUGUCAAUGGUGACCCUGAAAGCAGGGACCAGACCACCAUGGGUAGGACUUGGAGCGGCUGUCUGGUUGCAAAUAGCGUCAGGGAAUUCCUACAAUUUCGCUCUCUAUUCCCAUUCCUUGAAAUCUGUCCUUGGUUUUAACCAGCAGCAGCUUACCAUGCUUGGGGUUGCUAAUGAUAUUGGUGGGAAUGUUGGACUCCUCCCUGGUAUUGCCUGCAACAAGUUCCCUCCUUGGUCCAUUCUCUUGAUCGGUGCUUUUGCUUGUUUCUUUGGUUAUGGUGUUCUCUGGCUCGCUCUUAGCCGCACUGUUCAGUCUAUGCCUUAUUGGUUGCUAUGGCUUGCGCUAUGUGUUGCUACUAAUAGCAGUCCUUGGUUGGGCACUGCUGUGCUUGUGACCAACAUGAGAAACUUCCCUCGUAGCCGAGGCACAGUUGCUGGUAUUCUCAAAGGUUACGUGGGAAUCAGUGCUGCAGUAUUUUCUGCAAUUUACAGUAUGCUACUUCAUAGUUCCUCUUCUAAGCUUCUGAUGUUCCUUGCACUUGGAAUUCCUGUUCUUUGUUUCCUAAUGAUGUAUUUUGUAAGGGCUUGUACUCCAGCUUCUGGUGAGGACUCUUCAGAGCAUGCCCAUUUUCUUUUUACCCAAGCAGCUCUUAUUAUACUCGGCUUUUGUAUUCUAAUAACCAUGAUAUUGGACCACAUGCUUCAUUUGAGUCCCCCAAUAUGUUAUACUUUUCUCAUCAUAAUAUUUGUCCUUCUCAUGGCUCCACUUGCAAUACCCAUAAAGAUGACAUUGUAUCGCACUAGAACCAGCAAAUUAGGGAUGCUUGAAACAUCAGUUGGGUCAUCAGACAAUCUGAUACAGGGAGAAGCCAAUGCAGACAAAACUGAACCAUUACUCAAGUCAUCCUCAUCAGCACAUAUCCUUGGAAGCUUUCACGAAAGCGAUGAGACAUCUGAGGUGGCUAUGCUUCUAGCUGAGGGUGAGGGGGCAGUAAAAAAGAAGAGGAGGCCCAAAAGGGGGGAGGAUUUCAAAUUUAGCGAAGCUGUAAUCAAAGCUGAUUUCUGGCUUCUUUUUUUUGUUUACUUUGUUGGGGUUGGUUCUGGGGUAACUGUGCUCAAUAAUCUGGCGCAGAUUGGUAUUGCACAAGGUGUGAAUGAUACCACAACGUUGUUGUCUCUCUUCAGCUUUUUCAAUUUUGUGGGACGACUUGGUGGUGGUACUGUUUCUGAACAUUUUGUCAGGUCAAAAACAAUUCCACGCACAAUAUGGCUGACAUGCACUCAAGUAAUAAUGAUCAUAACGUGUCUGCUUUUUGCUUCUGCCAUUGAUGGUACUCUCUAUGCUGCAACUGCAUCGCUUGGGAUUUGCUUUGGGGUUCAGUUCUCUAUCAUGAUUCCAACAGUCUCUGAGCUUUUUGGCUUGAAGCACUUCAGUAUAUUUUAUAAUUUCAUGUCACUGGGGAAUCCUAUUGGUGCAUUCCUUUUCUCAUAUCUCCUUGCAGGAUAUGUAUACGAUAAUGAGGCAGCAAAGCAGCAUGGACUGAAUCUUUUGUUUGGCUCAAGCAUCACCUGCAUAGGUCCACAGUGCUUCAGACUCACCUUCCUGGUUCUGGCUGGUGUCUGUGGGGUGGGAUCCCUCUUGAGCCUUAUUUUAACUAAGAGAAUAUGGCCUGUUUAUGAGAUGCGUUAUGCUGGGGCUUCCUUCAGACUGCCUCAAACCUCAACUCAUUAAGAUUAUUAAAGUGGAGCAUGGAAGUUUGAGGUCAUUACAAAAGGCCAUUCUACUGAAGCACAUGUUAAUAUUUAGCUACUUAAGCGAUAGGAUGCAGAAAAGGACAUAGCUAGAGAAACAGAAAUCAACAAACUGAUGUGAGGUGUUUUGGUGUGAAGAGAGUUCUCAGACAUAACCACAUGAAAGCAGUUUUUAAUUGCAGAACCGGAUUUAGGUAGCAGUCGCAGCUAGUAUUCAUACUACUAAGUGCAUCUGUUGUUCUUUCAUUAUGCUUGAACUGCUGUACUGUAUAAAUAUUAAAAACACUUCAGUUUUGGUGGUGCUGCUUUGAUUUAUUUACUGUAUUGAAUCUUGUCUGGAAAA
Messenger RNA from Hevea brasiliensis (rubber tree), 2238 nucleotides. RefSeq names its product protein NUCLEAR FUSION DEFECTIVE 4. The record is from RefSeq and is a predicted model, not a curated record. The coding region runs from base 151 to 1875 and encodes 574 amino acids. NCBI's taxonomy places the organism in Eukaryota, Viridiplantae, Streptophyta, Magnoliopsida, Malpighiales, Euphorbiaceae. Gene Ontology annotation, cellular component: membrane. The transcript has 4 exons.